Pecten maximus is the source of this 5496-nucleotide messenger RNA. Its product is annotated as annexin A6-like. NCBI's taxonomy places the organism in Eukaryota, Metazoa, Mollusca, Bivalvia, Pectinida, Pectinidae. Gene Ontology annotation, cellular component: cytoplasm. The record is from RefSeq and is a predicted model, not a curated record. Gene Ontology annotation, molecular function: calcium-dependent phospholipid binding; calcium ion binding. The transcript is spliced from 26 exons. Bases 160 to 3462 code for a protein of 1100 amino acids.
GGUGUGUGAGGUGCAAAAAUAUGGCGACUUGACGACACAAACAACCAUAAACAGUUUGGGAUAUUAUCAUAAUAACGGGAGAUAGUGUUGUAUUCUCCUCAUAAUUUGAUUAAACACAGAAAGAAUAUUUGAGAGGUUCCCGUGGGGUGAACUGCAAUCAUGCCAAGUGCGGGGGCUGUCUGUCCCCCUGUAAUAACGCCACUCAGAAAAGCUAUACCUGGACUGUCGGGAAAUAAAAUUGACACAUCAACCUUGAUUGAAUUAUGUACAGAGACGACAGAAUGUAAGAUAUUUUUCACGUCGGAUGGAACAAAACCAAACCCAUUCCAGCGCAAAGUUGCUGGACGGGAAGUCACCUUCAAAUACAUCGGUUCAUUCACCCUAAAGCCAGGCAAGAGGACGAUCAAAGCUAUAGCUGUGGCAAGAGAUGGAUUACGAGAGAGUGAUGUCAUGACUAAGCAGUUUAAUGUGGAAGACAUUGGUCGACUAACACAGCACCUCAAAGAAGACACCACUACAACAGACGACUACUCAGGGUUCUUUGAUACCUCAGACCAAGACAGCGAUUCAACAAUAAAACCAAAAACUAAGAAAAAAAUCACAAGAAAGACCAAAUCUCCAGUUCGUGGAAAGUCUCCUCUGCGUAAGUCGCUAACAAAGCCCCCGAGAGAGGCCUGGGCCAGUGAACCACUUUUGCCUGAUACACUUGGAUCAGCAUCCGAUGGACCGUUUCCAACACAACAAAUUCCUGAUGGUCCCUUCAAUCCCACAAACUAUUCUGGGACCCAGAUCAAUGUGUGGGGAGGGGCUAUUCCUCCACACAUCCCUGGGGUAGGGCCAGGUAUUCCCCCACCCCCAUAUCCAACACAGUAUGGCUACCUCACAGAAAACAUGAUUAACACAUGUAACCCUGAUGGUAGAUAUGUAACUGUUGGGGAUAUCAAAAGGAUGACAGGCAGUAGAAAGCCCCCUCCAGAGCCUCCAAAGCCUGUGGAGCCCCCACCCUCAAAACCAGCCAUCGAGUACCCAGUAUACCAGGACCCACCUCUCAACUCUGUCAGCCCUGGCAAAGGUGAUUUCAAAGACAAUAUCAUGCACAUAUACGCACACAUGUUGGAAUAUGCCAAGAACACAAAAGAUUUCCGACUCCGAGUUGCUGAACCUCAGAUGGGAAAGAUGCUGGAGGCGAAAUUUGAAGACGAAGGGGAUGGCUACAAAAUUACAGUUGUCAUGGCAAAACCUGGAAUUCCACGGGGCGCUGUGAGAAAGCAGCCUAAGAUUGAGACGUUUAAGAAACCUCCUCCAGCAGAGAAAACCAAACCUAAGAAGAAGGAGAAAGAAAAGGAAAAGCCACCACCGCAACCUAAAUCUGACCCGUUCUUCGCCAUGGAAACGGAAGAUUUACAGACUGAAGGUACGGUGAAACCAUACGAUAAAUUCAACGCAGAGCAGGAUGCGGAGGUACUGAGGAAGGCAAUGAAGGGACUUGGAACGGAUGAGGAGGCGAUAACUAACGUCCUUGCGUACAGAUCUAAUCCACAACGUCAGGAAAUCAGGACAACGUUUAAAACCAUGUUUGGCAAAGACUUGAUCGAGGAGUUAAAAAGUGAGUUAAGUGGACAUUAUCUGGACACCUGUAAAUCUCUACUGAUGGCCCCCGCCGAGUAUGACGCCUACCAACUACACAAAGCUAUCAAAGGGCUUGGUACAGACGAAGAUGUCCUCAUUGAAAUUCUGUGUACAAGAUCCAAUGCUCAAAUCAAAAUGAUUAAAGAAACAUACAAAGCAAAAUAUAACAAAGAACUAGAGAAGGACAUCAUUGGCGACACUUCGGGAAAUCUGAAGCGCCUCCUAGUGUCACAAGUCCAGGCAAAUCGUGACGAGAGCAAGGAGGUUGAUCGCAACAAGGCCAAACAGGACGCCAAGGCUCUGUAUGAGGCCGGCGAGAAGAAAUGGGGAACAGAUGAAUCUCGCUUCAACGUAAUUCUCGUGUCUCGCAGCUACCCACAGCUUCGAGCAACCUUUGAUGAGUAUGACAAGCUGUCUAAAAAAGAUUUCGAGGAGGUGCUGAAGAGCGAAAUGUCUGGAGAUUUGCUCAGUGGAAUGAAAACGAUAGUGAGAUGUGUGAGGAACAAAGCUGGUCACUUUGCUCGCCAGCUGCAGAAAACCAUGAAAGGAAUUGGCACCGAUGAUGAUACAUUGGUGCGUGUGGUCGUCAGUCGGUGCGAGAUCGACAUGGUCCAGAUCAAGGAAGCAUUUGAAAGUCUGGCAGGCCAAACACUUCAACAGUAUAUAGCUGAUGACCUCAGCUCAGACUACCGUGAUGUGAUCCUGUCUCUAGUCAUGGGAGGACCUCCCCCAGACAGGGCCACAAAAUCUGGCAAGGGUUUUGUUGAAGCUGUGAAGUACAAGACUGAGGAGGAGUUAGACGAACAAGUACGAAUGGAGACGGAAAAUAUUCAGGAGGAUCCUACUCUUAAGCCAGCAGAAAAUUUUAAUGCAGAAAAUGAUGCAGAGGUUUUAAAGAAAGCCAUGAAAGGAUUUGGUACUGAUGAAAAGGCUAUUAUCAAUGUCCUGGGCUUCAGGUCUAAUGAACAGAGGAUGGAGAUUGUAAAGACAUUUAAAACAAUGUUUGGGAAGGACUUGGUUAAGGAACUUGAUGGAGAACUCAGUGGAGGUCUGAAGGUGCUGUGUCAUGGUCUAUGUAUGACAAGUCCAGACUUUGAUGCUAUGAACCUGAACAAGGCUAUCAAGGGCCUUGGCACCGAUGAGCAGGUGCUUGUGGAAAUUAUCUGUACUCGAUCUAAUGCCCAGAUCCAGGCCUUCAAGACAGCUUACAAAGCUAAGUAUGGCAAGGAACUGGAGACCGAUGUCGCUGGCGACACGUCCGGAAACUUCAAACGUUUAUUGAUCAGCUGUCUGCAGGCUAACCGUGACGAGAGCAAAGAGUUUGACCGCAAUAAGGCCAAGCAAGAUGCACAGGCCUUACAUGAAGCUGGUGAGAAGAAAUGGGGAACGGAUGAGUCUCGCUUCAAUGUCAUUCUAGUGGCCCGUUCUUAUGCACAGCUCCGUGCAACCUUCCAGGAAUAUGCCAAACUUGCAAACAAAGACAUCGAAGAUACACUGAAGAGUGAGAUGUCUGGUGACCUUCUCAAGGGCAUGCUGGCUGUUGUUCGCUGUAUACGUAGCAAGCCCGCCCACUUUGGAGAUGAGUUGUACAAGUCCAUGAAAGGUCUUGGAACAGAUGAUGACCGUCUGUGUCGGAUCCUCGUGUCACGCUGUGAAGUGGACAUGGUCCAGAUCAAAGAGGCAUUCCAACAAGCCUACAAACAGACUCUCGGCAUGUUCAUCGCUGAUGACGUGUCUGGUGACUACAAGGCGCUCAGUUUGGCCCUGAUUGGUGAAGGUUCAACUACAGGUAAAGACACGACAGAAAAGAAAAGCAAAAAGGGAUGGUUUUAAAGAAGUCUGGCAAAGAAGAUAAGUUUUUUUGUGUUGAUGACAGAGGAUUUAAUAGAAGAAACAUGAUCAUUGUCAUUAGAAAGUUACACUGCUUUUAUUAGGAAUUUAAAAUCUCUCAUCAUUAUGGCUCAAAUACAUUUAGAUUAUUUUUUUAUCAUCACUUCUUAAAUGAUUUCACAUUUUCAGUUUGAAUAUGAUGAAACAAUUCUGUGAUGUAUAGGACUAGUUUACUUAUAAAGGCAAUAUACUCUCAUACUAUCAAUUGGUUAAUUAGUACUGAUGGAGAUAUAUGGAUUUAUGGAGUUUUGGCUGGUACUUUGUAGGUGAUGGUUUCACUCUGGGUAUUAGUUAGAAUAUGUAGUAUGGGAUUGGAGGGGAUAUAUUGUAAAUGGGUUAUGAUAAAGUGCUUCCAUACACCAAUAUCAGAAAAUAUUUUAUCAGAAGGAAUUUUAUGCUUAAGGAGAGCUUGAUUCAACUGAUGCAUAUAAUGAAUUCUAAAUUUGAUUUAGAGAUUUUUUUCAUAAUAUACAAUUCAGUCACUCGUGCAUUCAAGUCAACACUGGAGAUGCACAAGCUUAAUGUAACGAAAUGAAGAAUCAAAACCUACUUCAAAUAGAAGAUUUUAUUUAACAAAAAAAUAUGUAUAUUGAAAAUGAGAAUAUACAUAUUAAUACUAUUAAGAUAUUUUGUAUGAUAUAGUCAGAGGGAAACAUCAUAGAAAACUAGACAAGAUUGUGACUAAAUUAUUAUGGUCAAAUUUACUUGUUGCGUAUUAAUUUUUGUAUUGUGUUUCUCAUAGAAUUUCGGUAUUAUGUGAAUACCUGUAGCACUAAUACAUUUUAUUUAGAUUUCUAUGUUUAAGCUGAUUAAUGACAUGCAACUAAAUAGCUCCGCCCAGAACACUUGACGGACGUGUUUGACGGGUAAUAUCAUUUUCUUCCAUGGAAAGUUAUUUUGAUCGAUAUAUUUGUUUUUUAAUAUAUGCAAAUUAAGAGUACAUGUAAUCAUGUUUACUGAUAAGGUUAAAAUCGAAAAUGCAAGUCAGUCUUCUGAUUAUCAGUGCAUUGACGAAAGCUCUACUUGGAAAAAAAUUAAUAUAUACAAAAUUUGGAUUAUUCAAUUGAAAUAAUUUCAAGCUAGUCAGUCAUGUCAUUAGUUUUUUAUUUAUUCUCUCGGAGUGUAUUUGGUAUCGUAAUGUGAUUCCCUGGCGAUUACGUUAAGUGCUUUCUUAGUGAUUUAAAAAUGUACCAUAAAUCUGGGAAUACUACAAAUAUAAAAAGGGGACCGAGACCGUAAGAGAUACACUGAAGAAUCUCAAUACCUGUCGAAAUCAUGAAAGGAGGAGAAAUUGCUUAUCAGUAUAUUAUUUCCAUCGAGAUCACUUAUACUCCGGCCUUUGUUAUCAGGAUGUACUUAUGUGCCGGUUUACCUGUAAUUCUGAGUUUUAUCAAAAUUCAAGUCAUUUAGAUAUACAUAUAUACACGAUACAAUGAUAUUAUUGUAAAUACCCCAAUUAAUUUGCACUGUACAUACUAACAGCACAUCUGAGUAAAACAAGAAAUCAUGUUUACAUUGGUAGAUCAACAAAAUAUUAUUAAUAUUUAUCUAAUAUAAAAAUAUUCCAAUUUUAUUACAAUGUAGUUAAUUGUACAUUUCCUUUUAUGUAUACAUGUAUGUAUAUAUAUAAUUAUGCCCAUUACUGCCAUUGUUUCUAUAUUGAUCCUUAGCGAUCUUCAAGAUCACUGAACGUCUGUCUGAAUAUUAAUCAAAUACUUAUAAAUUUGUAGGAGCUGUGUAGAAUCGCUAGUAAAUUAUAUUAACAUUUAAUAAAUAAUGAUAUGUAUUAUGUCUCUCAUUCAGAUAUAUAUUUCCAACGUUCAUGGGGAUGAUAGUUAUUGUUAUGUAGUAGAUGUGUUAAAUAGAUGAUCAUUUCGUCAUUGCCUCACCAAAGAUAUUGCGCUAUUGUGAUUUUCGAAAAGCUCCUUUGCUAUGCUUGGUCAUAAAGACACAGUACAAAAUAUUUAAGCAUUGAUG